This is a messenger RNA of Nicotiana tabacum (common tobacco), 1017 nucleotides long. NCBI's taxonomy places the organism in Eukaryota, Viridiplantae, Streptophyta, Magnoliopsida, Solanales, Solanaceae. The record is from RefSeq and is a predicted model, not a curated record.
AUGGCAAUUGGAGAUGAAUACACUACCACAACCUCAACUACUGGUAAUUUCACGGCUGGAAUUACUACAUUUCCCACCAUCGAUCACAACCAUCCUUUGUACCUACAACCAACAGAUACACCAGGUAGUUCUUUGAUUUCUCUUCAACUUACUGGAUCAGACAAUUAUGCCUUGUGGAGUCGUGCAAUGAAAAUUGGCUUUCUAGGUAAAAGUAAACUAGGUUUUGUCGAUGGUAGAUUUCCUAAGUCUAAAUUUAAGCUUGAACUUCAUGAUCUAUGGGAGAAAGUUAAUGCUAUAGUUCUCUCAUGGAUAAUGAAUGUUGUGAGACCAGGGUUGUUGAGUAGUAUCUUUUAUGCAUCUAGUGCUCAUAAAGUUUGGGAGGAUUUGAAAGAGAGGUUUGAUAAAGUAAAUGGUUCGAGAAUACUGUAUUUGCACAUAGAAGUUCACACACUGACCCAAGGGACUAUGACUGUAAUUGACUACUUCUCAAGGCUUAGAGAGUUGUGGGAUGAGUUUGAUGCCCUCAUGCUUUGUCCUGGUUGUCCUUGUCCUGAAUCUAAACAGUAUGCUCAACACUUUGAGUAUCAAAGACUUCUUCAAUUUCUCGCUGGGUUGAAUGAGUCCUACUCUCAAUCAAAGAGUCAGAUCAUGAUGAUGCCCCCUCUCCCUAGUAUAAACAAAGUUUAUUCUUUGUUAGUAGAUCAGGAAAGUCAAAGAAACCUCACAAGCACAACACAAGUUGCUCGGGUUACUGAGGCUUUGAAGAGUACAGCCCUGUAUAGCAGUAAGAACGUGAAUAAUGCUGGAAAUUAUAAAUCCAAAAAUAGCCAAGCCAAAAGAAAAGGUGUUAGUCUUGGACAAUAUGCCUAUUAUGCAGGCAAUGUAGAAAUUACAUGUGCAGAGAGAUAUAAUAUGGCUACCAAUGUGACACCUACUGUCAAUCAACAAUCUAGAGAAAGUGGAUCAUCUAACUCAGGUACAACACAACAAAUGAGUCAACCUGCUCUUUUCCAGUAG